AUGUACGGCGUGCUCGAGGUGAACAAGGUAGCGGGCAAUUUCCACUUCGCCCCGGCCAAGGUGUUUUACACGGCGGGCAUAUCCAUCUUUGACCUUGUCAUGUUCCACGACACUGUCUUCAAUAUAUCCCACACGGUCAACUCCCUCUCAUUUGGUGCCAAGUUCCCGGGAGCCGUCAACCCACUGGACAAGGCACAGUGGGUGCAGGAGAGCGAGUCAGGCAUGUAUCAGUAUUUCAUCAAGGUCGUACCCACCAUGUACACCGACUCCCACAACCACACCAUCGCCUCUAACCAGUUCUCAGUGACGGAGCAUUUCCGGCCAGCACCAGCGCAUGACCAGCAAUCACUGCCAGGAGUCUUCUUCUUCUACGACCUCUCUCCCAUCAAGGUGCAAUAUUCCGAACGCUACACCUCCUUCCUCCACUUUCUCACCAAUGUUUGUGCCAUUGUGGGAGGCAUCUUCACUGUUACAGGCAUGGUUGAUGCCUUCAUCUACCACACUUCCCGCAUGGCGAGUAGCGCUCGCCACGUGUCAGCAAGCGGUGCGGUGCAAGCGGGGCAGGAGCUGGGCAGCCAGUGCAGUCUCCGAGCCGCUAUCAUGGAGUUUCCGGCAUCGCCUAUUUUCUCCUCCGCUUCAAAUCUUCCGCUCAGGGAGGUGAAGGAAGGUACCAAGGAGAAGGUGGAGGGGGCCAAGGCGGGGCUCAAGGAGUCCAUGGAGUAUGCCAAAGCGGACAUGAAGCAGACCUUUGAGAAGCUCAAGCACCCCAUGAACAGGGAGAAGAACCUGGAGGCCCGUGACGAGGCGUUCGAGCGGAAGCUGGAAGCAACGCGGGAGAAGCUGGAGAGGAAGGAGAUCGCCCACGAGCGACGCCAGGAGGCCACUGAAGAGGCGCUUCACAAGGUGCAUGCCUCCAAGGCGGAGAAGGAGGCGGAGAAGGGAACGGCCCAGCACGGAGUGACGCCAGGUGCUGCCGGCGCCACUGCUGCUGGCGCUGGUGCCGCUGGCGCUGCUGGUGCUGGCGCUUACGGUGCAAGCCACGAGCGCGAGCGUGGAACUGGCCUGGGGACACAUGAGCGUGGCACGGGGACUGGUUACGGGGAGACCGGCACUGGCACUGGCUAUGGUGCGAGCCAGGAGCGCGGGACUGGAGGGGAAGGCGUCAUGGGUAAGGUUAAGCAUGCUGUGACAGGAAAGCCCUCUGGUGAGCGCCAUGCUGAGAGGGGCACUGGUUACGGCGAAUCUGGCACCGGUUACGGCGAGACUGGCACUGGCUACGGUGCCACUCGUGGUGAGCGUGGGACUGGUACUGAGUAUGGUGCGAGCCACGAGCGCGGGACCGGAGGCGAAGGCGUCAUGGGGAAGGUGAAGCACGCUGUGACAGGAAAGCCCUCUGCUGAGACUGGCACUGGGUAUGGCCAGACUGGCACUGGGUAUGGUGGCACUCAUGGCGAGCGUGGGACUGGGACUGGUUACGGUGAGACCGGUACUGGGUAUGGUGAAACCCAGGGGCAUGGCACAGGAGGCAUCAUGGGCAAAGCCAAGGAAGCUGUGACUGGUGAGCGCCAUACUGGCACUGGCACUGGCAUGGGUACGGGAACUGGCUAUGGUCAGCAGGGUGCUGCUCAUGAGAGGGGAGCUGGUACUGGCACGGGUUAUGGUGCUGGUGCUGGCACAGGGUAUGGUCACGAGAGUGGUGCUGGCACUGGCUAUGGGCACGAGGGUGGGACUGCUGGCAGAGGGUAUGGUGCGGAGAGUGGUGCAGCAGGGACAGGAGGUGGUGGUGGUGGCAUCCUUAGGACGAUCAAGAAAGCGUUUACUGGAUCAAGCGAGCCCACUGCAGAGCGUCCUGUCGAAACUGGACGCACUGGUGCUGCUGGGCAGGAAGAGUAUGAUCCGACUGCCCCUGUUUUCAUGAGGAA
Messenger RNA from Closterium sp. Yama58-4, 1922 nucleotides. The record is from the annotation of a GenBank genome assembly. Lineage: Eukaryota; Viridiplantae; Streptophyta; Zygnematophyceae; Desmidiales; Closteriaceae.